AUGGAGCCUUCGGCAACAUCAUCAUCCACAUCACCACCUACGAAGCGACGCGCGCUCGCUCCAUUGGAUGCCAACGCGCUUGGUACACCUAAGAAUCUGUUCAAGCCUGCACUUGGCCAUAGUCCUGUUAAGAUGGCUAUUGAGGGGAGGAAGAGGUUGCUCGACAUUGAGGGCAGCGCGCCCGCGGGGAAGAGGGCGUGUCUGGGACGUGAUGAGGACGCGUCUGAGAGAAGUGCUAGUCCAGACGUGAGCUCUGUCUUCGACACGUCUGCCAACGACGCCUCAUGGGCUACCACUACAAGCGAUCAUGAUACCACUACUGCAGCGCCCGCGACGACGACACAACCUAUACAACAACCCACAACACUAACACGCCAGCAAAUAAGACAAAGAGCAGAAACCCUCCGUCUUCGGCUAUCACUCGCAAACUACAAGGUCCGCACCGGCCAGAUAACGGUGCCCCUCUCCGAACUUCAGCAACGACCACUACCCCGCGACUCACCACGCGUCGUCCGCGUACAGAGCCCCGAGUCCCCCAGCGUGUCUAUUGAAGAGCCCGAGACAAGAAGCCGAAGAGAUUCGAUAGAUUCACAGCAGACAGAGAUUAUGGAGGAGGAAGACGAGGGACAAAGUUGA
This is a messenger RNA of Fusarium sp. VM40, 636 nucleotides long. The record is from the annotation of a GenBank genome assembly. NCBI's taxonomy places the organism in Eukaryota, Fungi, Ascomycota, Sordariomycetes, Hypocreales, Nectriaceae.